This is a messenger RNA of Armigeres subalbatus, 1175 nucleotides long. RefSeq lists its product as uncharacterized. The transcript is spliced from 2 exons. NCBI's taxonomy places the organism in Eukaryota, Metazoa, Arthropoda, Insecta, Diptera, Culicidae. The record is from RefSeq and is a predicted model, not a curated record. Bases 117 to 494 code for a protein of 125 amino acids.
CAACGGCUGCCGUGGAAAUGUAGGAGAUUUGUGAAUUCCGCAAGCUGUUACAUCAUCUGAAUGCGAAAAUCUCGUUGCCCGUCGCCUGCCUAGCGCUGCUGAACCUGAGCUACACGAUGUCCAGCGUGGCCCAUCUAUUCCAGGACAUGAAUUCCUGUCCAAUUAGAGUGUUCAGCUACACCAUUGCCAACGUACUUCUGUGGCUGGUCAUCUCGUUGACGCCGUUCUUCCAAGCUGCAUCGCUGACGGUAUCCUGUCGACAAACGCAAACCUGUGGACACCUGAUCAGCAUCCGUCCGUUCGUCCACCGGAACACUUCGUCCGAGGAUUUGAACACCGUCCUGCUGUACGCCUCAUCGCUGAAUAUGUCGGCAAAGCUGUUCCGCAUGCCAAUCAGCGCCCACUAUCUGUGCUUCGUCGUGUUUGUCUGUAUCGUGGCACUACUCACGUUCGGGAUGUGCCUCAGUCUGGCAAUUGGCAACGGUGGAGUUUAAUACCCACCUACAUAUUCCGUACAUUCUCGCCCAGCAACCAACAACUGUAAUAUACGAAACGAAACGGAUGUGCCACCACAAGACAAGCUUCGAAAUGUGUGCUGUCAGUUAUUAUGGAACCAAUAUAAGACAGCCAUAUUGAGUCGGGGGCUGUGAAGAGACGAUUUCGAGCGCAAGAUUGUGGGAAUGCGCUAUUAAAUUCCCAACAAGGCAACGGAAAGUUUGAUUUUGUCUCCAAUCGAGAAAAUAUUCCAUUUUGGUAUACAAUAUUAUGUAGCGCGAAAGUGGUGGUUAAGAAGUAAUUUGAAAUCCGUAUGCAAAAUAACUCAAAUUUUAAAGUGUAUGUUCGUUGAAAUAGUGAUACAUUCGGUAGCUUGAAUAUUCUUCUACUACACCGAGAGGCAAAAAAUGUUUGAAAACAUUUACAUUUUAUAGGCAAAUACAAUGAAGUUGAAUUCAUUGGUUCGUGCUUGUAAGUCAUUUCUAUAUUUCUUUUUUUUUUCGAUAAUAAGGAAAUAAAUAAUCGUUCACCCAUGUUGCAUAUUUUAUCGUUUCCAUCAAUUGUAGUGGAGUAGGAGGGAAGCAAAUCUGAAACAAAUAACAAUGAAUACGUUUGCAGGUGACUCUAGAAUAAUUCAUAAGAAACCGGUAUAGGUAGAAUUCAUUGAAAUAAAAACAAUA